Messenger RNA from Aspergillus fumigatus Af293, 1335 nucleotides. Its product is annotated as putative monooxygenase. NCBI's taxonomy places the organism in Eukaryota, Fungi, Ascomycota, Eurotiomycetes, Eurotiales, Aspergillaceae. The record is from RefSeq and is a predicted model, not a curated record. Gene Ontology annotation, biological process: secondary metabolite biosynthetic process. Gene Ontology annotation, molecular function: FAD binding; monooxygenase activity.
AUGGCGCAGACACCGCAGGAUCUCAGAAUCGCCAUCAUCGGCGCAGGUAUGGGCGGAUUGACCUGUGCGCUGGCGCUGGCCAAAGAGGGAUUCAAGCACAUCGACGUGUUCGAGUACGCGGCCGACCUGGGUUUCGUUGGAGCAGGCAUCCAACUGGCCCCCAACAUGGCCCGCGUGCUGGACCGCUUGGGCGUGUGGAAGGAGAUCGAGGCCGAGGCUGUAGAGAUCAAGGACACAAGUGUGCGGGUUGGCGCUUCCGACUCUGAACUCGCGCACGUUCAACUCGGCUACAUCCGCGAAACAUACGGAUACCCUCACAUGGUCGGCCACCGGCACUCGCUGGCCAACGGCCUGUACAAGGGCUGUCUGCGCUGCCCCGACCAAAUCAAGUUCCACUUCUCCACGGCCGCCGAGGAUGUGACCUCGUUCGGCCCGCGUGCAACCUUUACAGCCGUCCCCCGCGACGGCAGCGCCCCCUACCCGGUCGAGGCGGACGUCCUACUCGCCGCCGACGGCAUCAAGUCCAAGACGCGCGUCGCGAUGCUGCAAACGCUCGGCAUCACCGCCACCGUCAAGGACACCAACCAGGCCGCCUACCGCAUCAUGAUUCACAAGGACCAAUGCCAGGACGACCCCGAGCUGCAAGCCCUCAUCAACAGCAACCGGGUGAUCCGCUGGAUCGGCGAGCGCCGCCACAUCAUCGCCUACCCGGUCUCCAACAACACCAUCUACAACCUCUCCACCACCCAGCCCGACACCAACUUCGCCGCCGCCACCAACGCCACCUACACCACCAAGGGCUCCAAGGCCACCAUGCUCCGUGUCUUCGCCGACUUCUGCCCCCUCGUCCAGCGCAUGCUCAACUACGUGCCCGAAGGCGAAGUCUGCGAGUGGAAGCUGCGCGUCCACGAACCCCUCCCCACCUGGGUCCACGAACAGACCGCCCUCGUCGGCGACGCCUGCCACCCCACCCUGCCGCAUCUCGCGCAGGGCGCCGCGCAGGCGAUCGAGGACGGCGCGACGAUCGCCAUCGCCCUGCGCCGCAUGCCGGACCCCUCGCCGGCGAGCAUCACCAAGGCGCUGAAGGUGUAUGAGAGUGUGCGCAAGGACCGGGCAUAUGCGCUGGUCGAGCUGGCGGCUGCAUCGGGGCGGGCGCUGCAUCUGGGCGAGGGCGCGGCCAAGGAAGAGCGCGACAGGCAGUUUGCCGCGCUGAGGCAGGGGACGGGGAAGGGCCCCGUGCCGGAUAAGUGGGCGGAUGCGGAUGUGCAGCGCGAGAUAUACGGGUUUGACUGUCAGAGGGUGACGGAGGAGCGGUGUGAUGAGUAUUUUGCGUAA